Messenger RNA from Priapulus caudatus, 1149 nucleotides. RefSeq names its product carbohydrate sulfotransferase 11-like. Gene Ontology annotation, molecular function: sulfotransferase activity. Gene Ontology annotation, cellular component: membrane. Lineage: Eukaryota; Metazoa; Priapulida; Priapulimorpha; Priapulimorphida; Priapulidae. The coding region runs from base 75 to 977 and encodes 300 amino acids. The record is from RefSeq and is a predicted model, not a curated record. The transcript is spliced from 4 exons. Gene Ontology annotation, biological process: carbohydrate biosynthetic process.
UGCUCUUCUUUGCAUCUUUAAACCACACAACAGUACGUCACCUGGAGCAACCAAAACCGAUAGUGCAGCUUCGCAUGCCUGCUACGUCGCACGCGGACACACGCGUCGGUCCCACUGCGUCGGCACUUCACACACCUGCGCAAAUCGCUGAAAGAAAUCGACAGCGUCUAUCCACUCUCAGCCGUGAGUGCGCUGCCGGCGCGCGCAUGCGCACUCACAACGUCAGCGUCGCCUGGCAACGCCGAAUCCUCGUCGUCGAAAGCCACAAGCUGCUUUACUGCUCCGUGCCGAAAGUCGGCAACACCAACUGGAAGCGUGUGCUGCUGUCGCUGCUCACGGAGGCGGCGCCGCUGACGAUAUCGUUCCACACUGCGCAUCACUCCGCAGAUCGGCUGCGAACGCUGGAUAGCUACCCGGCGGCGACGCGCCGCGCUAUGCUGCGCUCCUUCUACAAGUUCGUGUUCGUGCGCGAGCCGUACGAGCGCUUCCUGUCGGCGUUCCGUAAUAAAGUUCUCGGAAUCGGCGGCGCAGACGAAGCGUACGCGAGACUCGUCGGCGGCGCCAUCUGGCGCGCGCGAGGCAACGUCACGCAGACGACAAUCUGGUCCGAACUGCGGCGACACCCGCCGACGUUCGCCGAGUUCAUUCGCUACGUCGUCGCGCGCUGGAAGCGACGCGGCUCGCUCGACAAGCAUUGGACGCCCGUUGCCGACCUGUGCAGCGUCUGCGACGUCGGAUACGACUUCGUCGGCAAGUUGGAGACGGUCGACGAGGACGCGAGUUACUUGCUGCGCGCGUUAGGGGUCGGCGACCGGGUCGCGUAUCCGUCCAAGGUCACGAGCGGCUACAAGGUCAACGAGUCGACGACGAAGGCGAUGAGGUCGGAGUACGGACGGCUGACGACGAUUGAGCGCGAUCGCGUGCGAGAGCUGUUCGCGAGGGACUUCACGUUGUUUGGAUACGAUCCGACAUUCUAACGGAAGAAUGUAACAUCUACUGGAACAUCGUGGAACAUUUACUGGAAUUCCUUCUAUUACCAGUGCCCUGUACACCUGGAGACCUGGAGUGUUUCAUCCACAGUGCCAAGUCCUGUGUGCUGCAGUGGCUAGGUCGAGCGUAGUGUAGUGACCCGAGAAGAAGAAGAAGACG